CCCCUCCUUCCUUCAGUGAAGCCUGCAGUCUAGAGAGUAGGGAGUGGGAGCUGCCUGUCACUUCCAAGCCCAAGACACUGCAGUCCUUGCCCGGGCGAAGAGCACAGACCUGAUCCUUCCAGAGGAGCCAAGGCUGGUGGAGUGGUAUUAAGCAAUGGCAGCGAUUCGAAAAAAGCUGGUAAUUGUUGGAGAUGGUGCCUGCGGGAAAACCUGCCUCUUAAUAGUGUUCAGCAAGGAUCAGUUUCCUGAGGUGUAUGUGCCAACGGUCUUUGAGAACUACAUUGCUGAUAUCGAAGUAGAUGGGAAACAGGUGGAACUGGCUCUGUGGGACACAGCAGGACAGGAGGAUUACGACAGACUGCGCCCACUCUCAUACCCCGAUACCGAUGUUAUUCUGAUGUGUUUCUCAAUUGACAGCCCAGACAGUUUAGAGAAUAUUCCAGAGAAGUGGACUCCUGAAGUGAAACAUUUCUGCCCUAAUGUUCCCAUCAUUCUAGUUGGCAACAAAAAAGAUCUUAGAAAUGAUGAGCAUACCCGUAGAGAGCUUACAAAGAUGAAACAAGAGCCUGUCAAGCCUGAAGAUGGAAGAGAAAUGGCCAACAGAAUAAAUGCCUUUGGUUAUCUUGAAUGUUCUGCUAAGACCAAGGAUGGAGUGCGGGAAGUAUUUGAAAUGGCAACACGGGCAGCACUGCAAGUCCGAAAACACAGGAAGAAGCAGCGUUGCUCCAUCCUAUAAAUAAAGUCUUAGAACCUUUUUGGAAAGGAGUAUAGAAGAACAAAGUGCGUAGCUUCUUUUGCUGCUGCACCACCUGCUAAAUAAUGCCAGAGACUUCAGUAGCAAAGAGCUAUAUGCGCCGUUUGUACUGUAAAUGUAUGUAUCCAUGGUUUUGUUUAUUUGUUUCUCCACCUAAACGUCUAUCUAGAGUUAGGCACAUGUGGGAUUGUGGAAAUGUCUUCAGGAUGCAUCAAAUGCACAUGCAGUGCCUCCUUCUCUAUCUGUAAUCUAUACCCCUGUUUUGUAAGUAAAAGCACAUGUGGGAUUCUGAGAGUAUGUUUUUUUUUUUUUCUGUGCCAUAUUUCGUUUUUGGGACCUUUUAUGACCUGUUCUACUCUUUCUGGAUAUCCCCUUCCAAAAUAGCUUACUAGACCUAGCAGCAAAGGAGAAGAAUUGGAGUAAGGAAGACCAUAUGAAACUGAUAGGUCAGCUGUACUUGCAUAGCACAAUACUAUCAAUAAGCAAGUUGCACUAUCCUGUUAACCAGGUCAUGAUUUCUGUACACCAUUUUCUUUUAGCUGAUUCGUAUGAUUGUCCCUAAUUAACUACUCUUGCGACUCCAAAUUCAUUCUUCAAAAAUCCAUGCAGUUCUCCAGAUCUAAAAUAGUAAGACUGCUCAUUUUGCAUGCACUUUGUUAGAAUUGCCCACAGAAUGUUCUUGAAAACCCUACUGACAAUGUUAGUUUUGUAUAUUGAUAGUAAUCUUCUUGUGCUAAUAAUAGUUCAGACAAGAAGCCGUUGUUAGGUUCUAACAUGCCCACAUGCCAAUCUCGUGACAUAUGUAGUGGUAAAAGACAAACGGGGCCUCACAGACCAGAAAUGGGACAGGAAAUUGAACUUGGACAUGAAGCUUGUUUAUCUGUUCCCCUUUUUUUCCAUGGCAGUUGUGUUGUCCGUGUCUGCAUUGCCCUUUUCCAAUUCUUCUGCUAUUGCCCAUUUCAUUACAACAUGUGCCAAAUCAUACAGUUUCUGAGGACAGGAUUGGACUGGCCCACAGGGGAGCAGGUGAAUCCCAGGAUGGGCCCCUAGUAUCCCAACUUCUGCCCAAGUUGCAUAUGGCACAGUAAACUGACUGCACCACAUACAGAUAGGCAGCAUACCGCAUCUCAACCAGCCUAAGCUUUCAUAUUAAAAACUAGAUAAGAGGAUAAAAUUAACACAUAAUCACGUACAUUUAUGUAAUUUGCAUUUAGGGAAUGCAUGGAGCAGGCUUACGCUCUGAACUCCUGGACCCCCAUAAUUAUCUUCUACUAUGUGAGCAUGUGUUCCUGGCUCACAUAGAUAAGAGAGCCCUAGUCCAAGGCAGGGCCUAGUCAGCAGGAUUCUAACGUACUAACAGGGUCUCCAGGACACACAGGUCUGAGGCACAGCCUAAGCAUCAGUCUACUAGUGAAAAGUUUGUUGGUACAGUUUUAGGGAUAUGUGAAAGGAGGCAGGUCAUGUAAUAUUCACAUAUAACCCUACAUUGGGCCUCCAUAAUGAAUUAUACUGGCUGGCCCUAGGCACCCACGUGACACUGUCUCUUGACCCUCUUUUUUCAUGCUGAAGCACUUACUCUAUAUGCUCCUACUAAACCAAAAGAAUGACAACUGCUUUGGCUCUUGCAUAUGUUAGUGGAAACUUGGCACAAGGGUAUUGUUUUUAUAUGUAUGUAAUAAAAAUAUAUAUAUAUGUAUAUGACUAAUACUGGGGAUUGGUGGGGUUGAAGGGAUGGGCCCCAUAGCCCUUGUAAUAAGGCACAACUGAAACCAUGUACUGUGUAUUUAUGGUUGAGCCACCAGUGGUUUAUUCUCGAAUAUUGGAGGGGAUCAAUUUUUUUUACAUUGUGUAUUAAAUUAUAUACUACUUCCUACU
Messenger RNA from Bufo bufo (common toad), 2629 nucleotides. It is a transcript of the gene RHOC, whose product is annotated as ras homolog family member C. Lineage: Eukaryota; Metazoa; Chordata; Amphibia; Anura; Bufonidae. Gene Ontology annotation, biological process: small GTPase-mediated signal transduction. Gene Ontology annotation, cellular component: neuron projection. The record is from RefSeq and is a predicted model, not a curated record. The transcript is spliced from 5 exons. The coding region runs from base 155 to 736 and encodes 193 amino acids. Gene Ontology annotation, molecular function: GTPase activity; GTP binding.